AUGCAAUCAUUGAUGACGAAUAGGCCUCAGAGAGGUGGAUAUCGAGAAGGCUCCAUGAUAACUAGUAAUGCAUAUAGACCUAGUGUGUGUAACAGGAUUCGUAGUACAUCCUCAACAGAUAAGUUGCAAGAUGCAAGACAAACACGGUUGUGUUUCACACGUUUGCAAGAGGUGCAUACAGAAGUGAACUGUGAACCAGUGAGCAAGUUCAGUGAUAAGCUAAAUGUAAACUCCAGGCCUGACUCCGAAUUGUGUGACGAUAACGGUGUGGUCAAGAAGUCUGUAGUUGCAACUGGUAAGCCAUUGUUGAAUAGAGUGUCACAGAAUAGAGUUGCUGCUUCAGAUGCCAUUUCUGACCCUACAAGUUUACAAGGUAUUACUAGUCAGAGUGAAGUUAUAAAUCCUUUUAGGAUUUGUGAGGAGGAACCAAAAUUGUCUACUUCUGCUGUUAAAGAGUUUGAAAAUGAUGAACUUGACGAUAAAGUGAAUAUUCGUGAUAAUGAUCAUGAUACUUCACAGUUGUCUUUGGUUGUUCAUGAUGAGAUGAGGGAUAUGCCUACUACUACCAGUUGA
Molecule: messenger RNA, 573 nt
Organism: Trichobilharzia regenti
Lineage: Eukaryota; Metazoa; Platyhelminthes; Trematoda; Strigeidida; Schistosomatidae
Source: the annotation of a GenBank genome assembly